ACUUUUCCUUCUAUUGUGAUAAUUGUCCAAAUGUUAACGAUUGGAAAACUGCCGCCACUUAAUCCGCUUUACAUUCAUAGAAAUUAUGAUCAGAAUUUAGAAAAACUUAUUAAAGAGAAACACACAGUUGUUUUGUGCGGUGCUUUAGGAACAGGCAGAACGCAAUUAGCCAGACAAUUUGCCAACAGAAUAUUAAGAUCAAUUAAUAAUGAUAGUGAAUACGAAUUGCUCAUUUGGUUAGUAGCAGAUCAGCUAGAUACACUUUUAAGUAAUUGUAAACAAAUCGGAAAUGCGUUACAAAUUGAAGGUUAUGAACAAUUAACAGAUGAUGAGCUGGCUGGAGCAAUUAAAAGAAAAUUAGAAGAACAAAAUUGUUUGGUAAUUAUUGAUGAUGUUUAUAGUGAGGAAGUAAAACAUAGCAUUGAAAAAUUCUUACCAGACUAUAGCACAGAUAUAAUUAUUAUUAGUUGUCAUGAAGAAUGGGAUUAUCAUAAGUUGCGUAUAAGACAAUCCACCGAACAGGAAGCUAUCGAUAUUAUCAAGCACAUGUUAAUAGAAAAGGAUAUUAGAAUAGUCAGUGAUGAGCAAAUAAAACGAUUAGUUGUUCAUUUUGAGCAUAAUCUUGUGUGGAUAACGCAGGCAAUUAAUUAUAUUAUCGAAAAUUUAGGUGGCGAUAUAGGUAGUUAUCUAAAGAGUAAUGAAAAAUUAGGACAACCUUUAAAAGAUUUUGGUUUAAAUUCCCAGCAAGCUUUAUUAAUUACUCUCAAAAAUUUUCAAAGUAUCACUAAUAGUCUAAUUCUAAAAGAGGAAAGUCUGAUAGCAUUAUUGAUUUUGCAAAUUUGUAGUUUAUUACCGAGUCAAAAUAUUCCAAUAUCUUUAUUAACCCAUUAUUUUCAGUAUUAUUCAAAAGUUCCUGAACGAAAAUCAGAACAAUUAAUUAAUUUAUUAUGUAAGAAAACUAUGCUAAUAGAACGCGAAGGUAGCAAUAUAAGUAUGCAUUGUUCUUACCAGACAAUGCUUAAACAGAAUAUACUAGUUAAAGAAAACAUAAUUGACAUUGCUAAAUUGUCAGACUUACAAACUUGCUUCAUUAAGUUCCUGACAGAAAAAGUAAAAUGGCGUCGUAGUGAAAAUGUUAGCCCUAAUAAUAAGUUUAAGUGGGAACAGAUAAAUAUUUUACCACAUGUUAAGUCGGUGAUUAUACAUUUAGAAACGCAAUCAGAAUAUUCAUAUUUGACCAUUGAUUUAUAUUAUGCUAUUGGUAGUUAUUAUGAAAAUCAGGAUUUAUUGUACGAAGCCAAAUCUUGCUACAUUAAGUCUCGAGAUUUAAGUGAAGACUUAUUAGGUAAAGAUAUACUAACAGAACUCUCUAGCUUAUCAACUGGCUUAUCAACUGGCUUAUCAACUGAAUUGUCAAUUGAUACUACAAAACAAUCUAUUGCCAAAAAAAUUGACUCAACCGCAUAUAAUUUGGAACAAUUUAAAAUGUAUGCCAUAGAAAUAUUAUAUAAAUUGGCUUCCGUAAAUAUAAAAUUAUGGCAAAUUUUAGAUGCAAGAGAAAAAGAUUUAACAGUCCAAUACCUUGAACAAUCUUUUCACCUACAUUCAUUAUUUAUAAAUCUAGACGAUGUCAAAGCCCAGGAUCAAUUUUAUACAUGUCGAAACCUAGCGACAGCUUAUAAAAAACAAGGAAGAUUUCAAGAGGCAAAAAAAAUUAUAGAUAACUUGAUGAAUUCAGACUUUACUAAAAAUAAUUCUGAGAUGAGAUCACUUGUUUAUCUCGAUGCUGCUCGAUGGGAAACAAAAACAAAUCCUCUAAAAGCAAUUGAUUAUUUAAAAAACAGUUUAUUGGAAAUUAAUUCGGUUGCUGAAUUAGAUUAUUCUUACAAUAAUCGUACAAAAGACAUGUUAAUAGUUUAUAUCGAAUUAGGUCGUGCUUAUUUAGAAUUUGCUCGUGCUGAACAAGAUAAAAUCAAAAAAUUUGAUGCAUUAAGAGAAGCUGAUAUUCAAUUACGUUUUGCUUUAAAAUUUAAUAGAGAGCAUUAUAAAAUUGACAAUAACAGAACUGCUGGUAGGAUUUUCCAUUAUUUGGCUGAAGUCAAUGAGAUUAUGGAAUAUUAUUUUUUGGCACGUGAAGCUGUGAUUCAAUCAAUAUUAAUUCAACAAAGUUUUUAUAAAAACCAAGAAAAUAAUUAUAUUAAAGAUUCUUCUCAGUUGUUAAAACGAAUUGAAGAUAGAAUUCAAUGUCUAAAAGAUCUGCCUGAGGAAAUUGAUAAAAAAUCACUAGAAUUUCUUCAGCAAGAACUUGAUAAGAAAAAAAAGGAAUAUAACGAAACCAAUGAUCCUCAAGCGCUCAAAGAAUAUGCAGAUAUAUUAUUAUCAACAAAUGAUCCAGAGAAAAGAAAUAUUAUCAUUAAUU
Molecule: messenger RNA, 2419 nt
Organism: Dentiscutata erythropus
Lineage: Eukaryota; Fungi; Glomeromycota; Glomeromycetes; Diversisporales; Gigasporaceae
Source: the annotation of a GenBank genome assembly